This is a messenger RNA of Panthera uncia (snow leopard), 3224 nucleotides long. It is a transcript of the gene KAT2A, whose product is annotated as lysine acetyltransferase 2A. Gene Ontology annotation, cellular component: nucleus; histone acetyltransferase complex. The record is from RefSeq and is a predicted model, not a curated record. NCBI's taxonomy places the organism in Eukaryota, Metazoa, Chordata, Mammalia, Carnivora, Felidae. The transcript has 18 exons. Bases 178 to 2691 code for a protein of 837 amino acids. Gene Ontology annotation, biological process: chromatin remodeling; positive regulation of transcription by RNA polymerase II. Gene Ontology annotation, molecular function: histone H3 acetyltransferase activity; protein binding.
CUUGUCUGGGACCAAGAGACAAGACAGAAAAGUCUGGAAGCCGCAGGCAAAGGGAGCGGCAGUGAAAGACUACAAUUCCCGUCAUGCCCCGGCGCAGCGACGCCUGCGCAUUGUGCGCCGGUUGCCCAUGCGGCCCUAGGGCUGGGAGCGCCGCGCCGCUCCGCUGCGGGGGAGGCCAUGGCGGAACCUACCCAGGCCUCAACCCCGGCGCCGGCCACGCAGUCCCGUCCCCUUCAGUCUCCAGCCCCUGCCCCAACUCCGACUCCUGCCCCCAGCCCGGCUUCAGCCCCGACUCCGGCUCCCACUCCGGCACCAGCCCCCGCCCCAGCUGCAGCCCCAGCCGGGAGCACAGGGACUGGGGCUCCCGGGGUAGGAAGUGGGGGCACCGGGAGCGGAGGGGAUCCGGCUCGACCUGGCCUGAGCCAGCAGCAGCGCGCCAGCCAGAGGAAGGCGCAAGUCCGGGGGCUGCCGCGCGCCAAGAAGCUUGAGAAGCUAGGGGUCUUCUCGGCUUGCAAGGCCAAUGAAACCUGCAAGUGUAAUGGCUGGAAAAACCCCAAGCCCCCCACUGCACCACGCAUGGACCUACAGCAGCCAGCUGCCAACCUGAGCGAGCUAUGCCGCAGCUGUGAGCAUCCCUUGGCCGACCACGUGUCCCACCUGGAGAAUGUGUCAGAGGAGGAGAUUAACCGGCUACUGGGUAUGGUGGUGGACGUGGAGAACCUAUUCAUGUCUGUUCAUAAGGAGGAGGACACAGACACUAAGCAGGUGUAUUUCUACCUCUUCAAGCUUCUGCGGAAAUGCAUCCUGCAGAUGACCCGGCCAGUGGUGGAGGGCUCCCUGGGCAGUCCCCCGUUUGAGAAGCCUAAUAUUGAACAGGGUGUGCUGAACUUUGUGCAAUACAAGUUUAGUCACCUCGCCCCUCGGGAGCGGCAGACGAUGUUUGAGCUCUCAAAGAUGUUCCUGCUCUGCCUUAACUACUGGAAGCUUGAGACGCCUGCCCAAUUUCGGCAGCGGUCUCAGGCCGAGGACGUGGCUACCUACAAGGUCAAUUAUACCAGAUGGCUCUGCUACUGCCACGUGCCCCAGAGCUGUGAUAGCCUCCCCCGCUACGAGACCACUCACAUCUUUGGGCGAAGCCUUCUCCGCUCCAUCUUCACUGUGACCCGGCGGCAGCUGCUAGAGAAAUUCCGGGUGGAAAAGGACAAGCUGGUGCCUGAGAAGAGGACCCUCAUCCUCACCCACUUCCCAAAAUUCCUGUCCAUGCUGGAGGAGGAGAUCUAUGGGGCGAACUCUCCGAUCUGGGAGUCGGGCUUCACCAUGCCGCCCUCAGAGGGGACCCAGCUGGUGCCCAGGCCAGCUACGGUCAGCGCGGCAGUUGUUCCCAGUGCCCCCAUCUUCAGCCCCACCAUGGGUGGGGGCAGCAACAGCUCCUUGAGUCUGGAUUCCGGAGGGGCUGAGCCCAUGCCAGGUGAGAAGAGGAAGCUCCCAGAGAAUCUGACCCUGGAGGAUGCCAAGCGGCUCCGCGUGAUGGGCGACAUCCCCAUGGAGUUGGUCAACGAGGUCAUGCUCACCAUCACCGACCCUGCCGCCAUGCUGGGGCCUGAGACGAGCCUGCUGUCUGCCAACGCAGCCCGGGACGAGACGGCCCGCCUAGAGGAGCGCCGCGGCAUCAUUGAGUUCCAUGUCAUCGGCAACUCACUGACGCCCAAGGCCAACCGGCGGGUAUUGCUGUGGCUCGUGGGGCUGCAGAAUGUCUUCUCCCACCAGCUGCCGCGCAUGCCCAAGGAGUACAUCGCCCGCCUCGUCUUUGACCCGAAGCACAAGACUCUGGCCUUGAUCAAGGAUGGGCGGGUCAUUGGUGGGAUCUGCUUCCGUAUGUUUCCCACCCAGGGCUUCACAGAGAUUGUCUUCUGUGCUGUCACCUCAAAUGAGCAAGUCAAGGGCUAUGGGACUCACCUGAUGAACCACUUGAAGGAGUAUCACAUCAAACACAACAUUCUCUACUUCCUCACCUAUGCCGACGAGUACGCCAUUGGCUACUUCAAAAAGCAGGGCUUCUCCAAGGACAUCAAGGUUCCCAAGAGCCGUUACCUGGGCUACAUUAAGGACUAUGAGGGUGCAACAUUGAUGGAGUGUGAGCUGAAUCCCCGGAUCCCCUACACGGAGCUGUCCCACAUCAUCAAAAAGCAGAAGGAGAUCAUCAAGAAGCUGAUUGAGCGCAAACAAGCCCAGAUCCGAAAGGUCUACCCCGGGCUCAGCUGCUUCAAGGAGGGUGUGAGGCAGAUCCCUGUGGAGAGUGUCCCCGGCAUUCGAGAGACAGGCUGGAAGCCGUUGGGGAAGGAGAAAGGGAAGGAGCUGAAGGAUCCAGACCAGCUCUACACAACCCUCAAAAACUUGCUGGCCCAGAUCAAGUCACACCCCAGUGCCUGGCCCUUCAUGGAGCCUGUGAAGAAGUCAGAGGCCCCUGACUACUAUGAGGUCAUCCGCUUCCCUAUUGACCUGAAGACCAUGACGGAGCGACUGCGCAGCCGCUACUAUGUCACCCGGAAGCUCUUUGUGGCUGACCUGCAGCGGGUCAUUGCCAACUGCCGCGAGUACAACCCCCCGGACAGCGAGUACUGCCGCUGUGCCAGCGCCCUGGAGAAGUUCUUCUACUUCAAGCUCAAGGAGGGGGGCCUCAUUGACAAGUAGCCUCUGGCUUUGGACCGCAGCCUUGACCUGGAAUGUCUCCACCUUGGGUUCUGAUCCCAUCCUGAGGGGUGCCCCUGGCGCCCAGGUUCCUCUCAGCUUAAAGCACUCCAGCCCCGGGCCCUGCAGCCCUUUCUGGAUCCUCAGGCACCCCCAAGCCUGCAGCUCUGUCCCACUCUCCGUUGUAUCUGACCUUGGGCAGGGAUCUCCUGGAUCUGGGGUUCAGCCCCUCUACAGUGGCUGGUGGCUAGAGGAUAAACCCUGCCCGGCCCCGGUGGCCCCCAGCCCUGUCCCCGCAGAGCCACGAAGUCCUGGAGGCCUCGGCCUCGCCUGGCCCACUGUUUGCUUGAGGGCUAAGACUGCCACUUUUAGCUCGUGGGAGGGGGCUUCAGGGUUUGGAAGUUCAGCUGGGACUGGAGUGGCCAUGCCUCACCCUGCACAGUUCUGUCUGUCCCCCAGGGGUGGGGGACCUGGGGACCAUUCAUUUCCUGGCAUUAAUCCCUCAGAGGGAACAAUAAAGCUUUUUUUUUUUUUUU